Messenger RNA from Helianthus annuus (common sunflower), 2055 nucleotides. Its product is annotated as fibrous sheath CABYR-binding protein-like. The record is from RefSeq and is a predicted model, not a curated record. The transcript is spliced from 3 exons. Bases 1 to 2055 code for a protein of 684 amino acids. Lineage: Eukaryota; Viridiplantae; Streptophyta; Magnoliopsida; Asterales; Asteraceae.
AUGUGUUUGAAUGUGGUGACUGCAGGCUAUACAUGUUGGGAUGUUUCAUCUAGAAGUGUACGCGGGCGUUACAAAACAGUGGUAGCUGCGGAAGAAGAUCCAUUUAAUGUUGAAGAACAUUUGUUGUUUGAUACUGAAGUCUUAGAGACAGGGCCAACUGUGGAAGUUGAAGCUGAGCAUGUUGUGAAUGUUGAAGCUCAGAAAGGAAAAGAUAAAGUUAUUGAUGACAUUAAGGAAGAUGAUGUGGAUAAAGAUACUACAAGCUCCUCGAGUUCUUCAGAAGAGGAAGUUGAUGAAACUGAACGUUUACGAAGAAUCCAGGAAGCAACAAAACAAGAAAAAUUGUUGAGAAAGAGAAAGAGACAGGAAAAGGACGAUGAUGAUGCUUACGUUCCUUCUCCAGAACAUGUCUCCGAGUCACAAUCUCCUCCAGGUGGUAGAAAGAAAGCUGGAGCUCGAAAGAAAGUCAUAUCUCCGAAGAUCAGAAAGGUUACACCAAAGAUAUCAAAACCAAAGAUUGUGCUAAAGAAGAAACCAACAAAAGAAAGCAAGAAACCACCAACACCACCACAUGAACCAACACCACCACAAUCACCAAUCCAAUCACCACCCCGACAACCUACACCACCACAACAAUCUUCACCACCUAAACAACCAACACCUCCAAGACAACCAUCACCUAUUCAUCAUUCACCACUACAUCAUUCACCUCCACCACAACAAACCCUUCUUACUUCGCAAGAAAUUUUUCAAACACCUCCACUCACCCAAGGUCAACUAACACCUGGUUCUGCGGGGUACCGAAACUUUCCAAAUGUUCCUUCAAAUUUGAAUGUGAGCCUUGAUGAUGUAGGAGAUUUUGAUUUCGCAAACACCUCACAAGUAAAGAAUGUUGAAAAGAAGGUUGAUGAAGUGAUUGCUGAGAACAAGAAGCUAGCCGCUGAAAACAAGAAAGUUAUAGAUCGUGAAAGAAUUCUAGAAAUGCGUGUGAAGAGGUUGGAGAAUGAUAACAAAGAGUUGGUGAAAAAGAUUGAUUCUGAUCAGUCAGAGAUAGACAUUUUGAAAGUAAGAAUUGCUGAGCUUGAAGAAGAAAAGGCUCGACGAGAUGAGCAAAAUGAAUACUUCAAGUUGAAGAACAAAGAGCUUGAAGCAGCUAAAGCGUUCAGAGAUCACGAGUUCUAUAUGCUGAAUAAAGUUGUUGAAAGCAUGCUCGGAACGUCUGUAGAGCAAAAGUUUGAAGAGCUGCAAGUUGAAGAGCUCAGAGCAGAACGUCAAGCUAAAAUUGAUGAACAAAUGAAAGAAAAGGGUAAAGGAGUUGAAGGAAGUUCUGCAGUGACAGAAAGAUCGAUUGUUCCUUCUAUGGUUGUUGAAAAUCCCGAGCCUAUCUCUGCUGUUUCUGGUCUUUUUGAGGAUUAUACUCCUCUUGAUGAAUUGAUUGACGAUGAUGAUGAUGAUGAUGAUGCUCAGGGUGGUACAGGAUUGAAAGUUACUGAAGCUUCCACUGAGAAAAAUGUUGAUAAUUUGAUGAACGAUUCAGUAAAUGAAGAAUUAGGGGGAGCAGAUGGAAAGGAGGAGUCGAGUGAUGCACAAAAUGUUCAACAAGCUGAGAAAUUGAUCUUGAGGUUGGAUACUUAUCGUGAAGAAGGAGAACAUUUUCAUACCUACACGCUGGAAACGAUCAGAGAAAUGAUGCGUAUGGUGACUCCUGAUUUUAAAUUCGACUUUGAAGAAGAAUUGAAUGCCUUUGACAUCAAUCAGCAGCGUGAUUACGAGUAUAAGUAUGUUGAAGAUGCUGAUAUGUAUGACAGAGUCGAAGUAGAAGAUUGGACGGAUGAUGAAAGUGUUAAUGAAGAUACUUCACAGUUGCCAACGUUGAUGGAAUUCUUUACUGAGGAGAAUCGUGACGAGUUGAGAAGAAAGGUAGCUGAGAUUUUGAAAGAUAAAAACCUUGACGACACUCUAAAAGAUAUGGCAAAAGAAGAACGUAAAAAAUGGUUCAAAGAAAGUCAUGAGAGGAAGUUCAAACGGCCGUUAAAGUACUAUCAACGUGAUUGA